Messenger RNA from Amoebophrya sp. A25, 1945 nucleotides. Lineage: Eukaryota; Dinophyceae; Syndiniales; Amoebophryaceae. The record is from the annotation of a GenBank genome assembly.
UAUGGGCUACCACCGAGCAUGGUCGAGAAGUACGCUUCCAGAGGCAUGGAGGAGCUGUACCCGUGGCAGCAGCGCUGCCUUCAGGCGGAUGCACGGGUUUUGGCGGGGACACGCAACUUGGUGUAUUGCGCUCCGACGUCGGGCGGCAAGACUCUGGUCGCGGAAUUGCUGAUGCUUCGGGCAGUGACGAGCGGUCGUGGGCCAGCACUCUUGAUUCUCCCCUUCGUCAGUAUCGUCAAUGAAAAGGAGCGAGACUUGCGACACUUGUUGGAGGAUGAGCGGCAUUUGCGUGUCCGUGGUUUCUACGGUGGCUCGGGGGAACGCAUUACCGAGCCGUUCGACAUCGGUAUAUGCACCAUCGAGAAAGCGAACAGCAUCAUCAACAUGCUUCUAGAAGAAAAGCAGCUCCAGAAGCUCUCGAUGAUUGUGGUGGACGAACUGCACUUGCUCGCCGAUACGAAUCGAGGCUACUUGGUUGAGGUCUUGAUGUAUGAUGAGGCUAUUAACUGAGAGAUACCGCUGAAAAAAAAGGGAGAAGGACACACUUUCUGUAGGUAUUCAUCUAGGUAGAUGAUCAAGAUCUAUAGAGACAAUACGCAUUAUUCUCGAGCACCACUUGAGCAAAGCAUAUGCAUGGAUAAAACAACAACUUUAAUACGUGGCGAAGGUGCUUUUCGCGGCGCGAGAGGACAUCCAGAUAGUCGCGAUGAGUGCAACGAUACGAAAAGUCCGGCGCCUGGCUAGUUGGUUGGAUGCACAAAAGCACAAAACCAAGUAUCGACCUGUGGAGCACACCGAGAUGAUCUGCUACAGCCAAAGAAGUCGCUUCAAACACUUAAGCUGAAAAGAUGACUAGAUUCCGUCUUGGUAUUGGUUUUUGCAGUAGAUUCGAAACAAAUUGAAACGGUUGCCAUAAUACUGGUUGCAGUGUUAACGUUUGUUUACCUAGACUCAUAGAAGGUAAUGGCUCGACGACAUACUCGACUCGAGCUAAAAAACAUUGACAUUGAUGUCUUUGUUCAUCUGUCGAGCACAAGGGGGCGUUAUUGGAUAGGGAUGGCAAGUACCUGCGCGAAUUCCAUCAGACAUUUGACAACGAUCCAGACUGCCUCUUGGCUGCUUGCCACGAAGUGAUUGAAGACUCCGUAUUGAUUUUUUGUCAAUCGAAGAAACAGUGCGAAAGCGUAGCCGCGACGCUGGCAGCACGUUUACCACAGGCCGCUGAUGCUGACGACGUGGACCGUGCGACGUGGCCGCUUGCCAACGCUGACGUUACUGCCCAGAAAGCAGCGGGCAAAGACAAUCUGCCACCGUAUCUAGCUUCUUUGCGACGCUGCGUCCGGCAUCGCGUCGCAUGGCACCAUGCCGAUCUUCACAAAGAGGACCGACGCUUGAUAGAGAAGUUGUACCGUAGUGGCAAAGUGAAAGCGCUUUGCGCUACAAGCACUUUAGCAGCGGGUGUGAAUUUGCCAGCGCGGCGCGUCAUAUUCAAUUAUGGGUUGCGUGAUUUGCAAGUAAGUAAUUGAAAUAGAGUAAAGGUAGAAGAAAGUAGAUUUUCUUUUUCUUCAAGUUCAACUUUGAUAUGGCAAUGCGUAAAUGGUCUCGUUUUUGCUUAACGGAAGUUCUCUUUAUCAUCAUGCGAGAGACAGCUGGGCAAGGACUUACCAUCAUGUGAGAGUGAGCAGGAGUCGAAUCGAGGCUGCAACUUCUUCAGGUUAUGUUCUAAUUCGAGGGUAUUCGCAUCGGGAUGGGUGAUUUAACACCAGCGCAAUACAAGCAGAUGUCGGGUCGAGCAGGCCGUAAAGGACAGGGGACAAUUGGUGAGUCCGUGGUUUUGUGCGAUACGCAGAAAGGUCUCAGUUUGAUGAACACAAAGAUCCUUCCGCUAGAGAGCGUCUUGGAUCAAGGUGGCCUGCGACGGCUGAUUCUCGAAAUGUUGUGUGUA